Schistosoma margrebowiei is the source of this 1224-nucleotide messenger RNA. NCBI's taxonomy places the organism in Eukaryota, Metazoa, Platyhelminthes, Trematoda, Strigeidida, Schistosomatidae. The record is from the annotation of a GenBank genome assembly.
CUUUGCCGGGUAACUUGAGUCGAUUUUCUCAUGUUGGUGCACGUUUCAAAGCUUUUCAUUCGUAACACUAACGAUACAAAAUUUGCUUAUUAGAUGGCCACUGUGAUUAAUAUCACAGAUAAACAUCAUCUUGAACAAAUUUUACAACAGGCAAAUAAUGGUCCAAGCAUUGUAGUAAUGGAUUUUUAUGCUUCAUGGUGUCGUCCUUGUUCAGAUAUAGCUCCUGUCUUUCAAGAAUUAAGCAUCAAGUAUAAAAAUAUGAAAUUUGUUAAAAUUGAUGUUGAUAAACUUGAGGACGUUGCACAACGUUACAAUGUCAGAUCAUUACCUACGUUUAUAUUUCUACGUGGAGCUGAACAAAUUGAUCGGAUUACCGGUGGAGUCCCACAAAAGUUAAGAGAUAAAGUACAAGAACUUGCUCUCUCUGGAUCAGACUCUCAUGAAAGUGGCUCAAAUAAAAGCCCACAGUCUUCCAAACAAUAUGAUAUGGAUAUAUUAUUGUCAAAAAGUCAAUGUGAAUGUUUAAAUGAAGAUGAUACACAUUCACUUGCUCAAUUAUUAAAUUCCUCUGAAAAUAAUAAUUCCAAGGCAUAUUUACUGUCAGAUACAGAUGAACAGCUUAUUAUAUACAUUACCUUCUCACAAUUUGUUCGUAUUCAAUCUGUACAGAUUAAUGGACCUAAAGAGAAUGCACCAAAAACAGUAAAACUAUUUGUUAAUCAAACAUCAACACCUGAUUUUGAUAGUUGUGAAAUUGGUGAAGCUGUACAAACAUUAGAAUUAACAGAAGAGGAUAUUAAACAUGGUGGAAUAACACAAUUGAAUUUUGUAAAAUUUCAGAAUGUUAGUACACUUACAAUUUUUGUGAAAAAUAAUCAAACCUCAACUGAUCAAACUCGAAUUGAUACAUUAAAAUUCUAUGGUUAUCCAGUGAAUACAAUCAAUAUGAAUGAAUUUAAAAGGGUCUCUGGGAAGAAAGGUGAAGCCCACGGUUAAUCUAUUACCAAAAUAAAAAUUAUACUUUAUUAUCAUUAUUGAAAAAAACUAUCUGGGAAAAUGUAAACAAUUACACAAAUGUAUUCCUGCUCACUUCUUUUAUCUUUUUGUGUGUUUGAACAUUCUAAAUGCAUGAUUAACUCGUUAAUUUCUCCUUUUAUUCUACCACCUUGUAACUUGGAUUCUUGGUUGUUUUAUAAAAAUAUACAGAAACCUUGAAGUGGAUUA